Drosophila rhopaloa is the source of this 929-nucleotide messenger RNA. RefSeq names its product chymotrypsin-1. Bases 24 to 818 code for a protein of 264 amino acids. Gene Ontology annotation, molecular function: serine-type endopeptidase activity. NCBI's taxonomy places the organism in Eukaryota, Metazoa, Arthropoda, Insecta, Diptera, Drosophilidae. Gene Ontology annotation, biological process: proteolysis. The record is from RefSeq and is a predicted model, not a curated record. The transcript has 2 exons.
CAUUCAGUUGUCAAUCCAUCGCCAUGGCUGAUCCACGCACCACUCUGUUUUUGGGCCUGGGCCUGCUAAUCCUCGGCCUGCUCCUCCCCGCGGAGGCAUCGCCCCAAGGUCGCAUUCUGGGCGGCGAGGAUGCCGUCCAGGGCGAGCACCCCUGGUCCGUCUCCGUGCGCCACAACAAGGCCCACGUCGGCUCCGGUGCCAUCAUCUCCCAGAACUUCAUCCUGACCGCCGCCCACUUGGUGUCCAACGUGGGCACCACUCCAGUGGAUCCCAGCACCUUGGGCGUUCGCGUGGGCUCCAUCAACCAGUACGCCGGCGGGAGCAUCGUGAAUGUGAAGAGCGUCCUCAUCCAGCCCUCGUACGGCAACUUCCUGCACGACCUGGCCCUCCUGGAGCUGGAUCAGCCCCUGGUCUUCAGUGAUCGCAUUGCCGCCGUCACCCUGCCCACCGCCGCCGUGGAGGAGACGGAGGACCAGGACGGGGACCUGCCCAACGGCACGCCCGUCUAUGUGGCCGGCUGGGGCGAGUUGUCCGACGGAAGCGCAUCCUACAAGCUGCAGAAGGCCAACUACAACACGCUGAGUCGGGCGCUGUGCGAGUGGGAGGCCGGAUACGGAUACGCCAGCACCGUGUGCCUGUCCAGGGCCGAGAAGGAGGGCAUCUGCCGCGGGGAUGCCGGUGCACCGGUGGUCGAUGACCAGCAGGUGCUCCGCGCCGUGACCAGCUUCAACUUCGGGCCCUGCGGCAGCAAGUACCCCGACGUGGCCACCCGCGUCUCCUACUACCUGGCCUGGAUCGAGGCCAACACCCAGGAGUAGUCUGCAGCCUCGAGCCCCGAGGAUUACCCCUUUAUUUUUUUAUACAUUUUUUUACUGUGCAUAAAGUGUGUUCCCCCCCGAAAAAGAAAAAAGGAAAUUGUUUUCUUCACG